Thelazia callipaeda (thelaziosis nematode) is the source of this 750-nucleotide messenger RNA. The record is from the annotation of a GenBank genome assembly. NCBI's taxonomy places the organism in Eukaryota, Metazoa, Nematoda, Chromadorea, Rhabditida, Thelaziidae.
AUGCGAAGUAAAACUGGAACACACCAUUAUUUAUAAUUUGGGGCAGUACAAAAAGGAUAUGCGUCACCACCACGUCCUUAUCCACUACCUUCAGGAUAUGCUGCACCACCUCCUCCUCCUCCUCCUCCUCCUCCUCCUCCUUACGUGGCACCAUCACCUCCUGUUUAUGCACCACCACCACCAGCACCUCCUGUUUAUGCCCCACCACCACCCCCACCACCACCUCCGGUUUAUGCAGCACCACCACCACCUCCACCACCACCUCCGGUUUAUGCAGCACCACCUCAACCACAACCAGCAUCUUAUGCAUUACCUCAGCAAUCUCCUAUAGCGGUAGCACCAGCACAGCAAGCAUUUGCUCAGGUACCAUCUUAUGGUAGUGGAAUCCAAGCAGUGCCAUCUGGAAGUAGGUCUAGUCUUGGAGGUUACCAACCUGGUGCGCCACCAAUACCACCACCGGCACCACCACCAGCACCGCCACCACUACCACCACCAGUACCACAACCAGUGCAGGAUACACCAUUAUCAGCAUACCAAGGCCAAGAAGCACAAUUACCUGCAGAGCCUUCACCUUCAUCAUCAUACCAAGAUCAUGGAAUGCAAGAACCAGCUUCUGGUCCUGUUUCAUCUUAUGGUGACCAAAGUUCCGGUGGAUCAUAUCAGGAAGGUGGUAUAUCUGGAGAUGGCAGGAAAAACUUCCAUGAUCGAAUAAAAAUUUUCAAAGUUCUAAAACAACGAUCAGUACAUUAA